Cercopithifilaria johnstoni is the source of this 3093-nucleotide messenger RNA. NCBI's taxonomy places the organism in Eukaryota, Metazoa, Nematoda, Chromadorea, Rhabditida, Onchocercidae. The record is from the annotation of a GenBank genome assembly.
AUGGAUACUUUAUGGAAAACCAUCGUUAGAAAAUAUCCGAAAUUGCGUUUGGACGAUAGAUUCAUGUCAGGAUGUUUGUUGGGGCUUAUUCAGGAAGAUAUGAGCAAGUUUGGUUGUGUUUCGGAUGAACUAGCUAUUCAAGUACGGGCCAUUGCUAUGGUCUGCGUCCAGUCACUGUGUAAAGCAGAUAAAACACUUUGGCCACCUUCAAGCCUUCAUUUGGCUGCAUAUUAUAAUUCUGUUGAGAUUCUUGAAAUUCUACUCAAAGUAUUCGAUUAUGAAGAAGCCAUGAGUUUUGAUGGAUCGACACCCGCACAGUUUGCCGCAAUGAAAGGACAUCUGCGAGCAUUGGCUGUACUUUAUCGCAAUGCUGAUAUUAGUAUUUAUUCCUGCCUUGGAGGAUUUAAUGCAUACGAAUUUCUUAGAAGUUUUGCAAAACCCAAGGAAAGCGAGAAAUUACCCUGCUUAUCGCGAAUUUAUGCUUGUGGUGACAACAGUACUCUGUCUUUGGGUAUCAUGCACGGAAACCAUACCACACAUCCUGUUCCUGUGCAGUUUUUUAAUGAGAUUAGCUUCGGAAAGGAAGUUACGCAGGUUUCUUUUGGAAAAUAUCAUACUAUUUACUUGAUUGAUGGACAAGCAUAUUCAUGUGGUUUAGGAAGAUAUGGCAAAUUGGGGCAUGGAGACGAAAAAGAUCAGUUAAAAUUACGGGGAAUAAAAUUUUUCGAACCAAUUGUUUGUGUUUGUGCUGGAUUGACACACUCGAUCAUAUGUACACGCAAAAAGAUCAUAGUAUUCGGAUUGAGCGAUAAGGGACAGCUAGGAUUGGGCACAAAAAAGCUUGUGUUAACUCCAACAGUCGCCAAAUUUUUUAAAGAAAAUCGAGAUUACAUCAUUAGCUGUUCGACAGCUGAUUCACAUUCAGUGAUCGUCAUGAGUAGUUUCGAUUUCUAUGUUACUGGAACAGCGAAUGGUUUUUUAUGGCAAAGAUAUUCAGGCAACACAUUUAAACAUGUUAGAAAUAAUUAUGCUCACCGAACGUCAUCCAUUUCAGUCACGGAUUCAUCUAUGAUUCGUGUCUACUCUAAGCAGGACUUGUCGAAUAUAACGAUCAAAGUUGAUGGUAAAAACUAUUACAUCACUAGUACUGUACACAUUACACGAUGCAUUGGGAUUUAUUAUGCCCCAAAAUUGGGUGCUCUGUUUUCUGGUUACAAGUAUUUCUACGAAAAUCGUCGUCAAGCAGUAACAUCAGGGGUAUUUUUAUUCGAUUCAGAAUGUCAUAGUCUGCUUCGAUCAGUAUACUUCUACAACAGUUUAAUGAAAAGAAGCAUAAUCGAGGUGGCAAGUGCAGAUGUCACUCGAGAUGGACAGAUAAUAAUCGUUGACUAUAUGGGAGAUGUUUACGAAGGAAAUUUGGAAAAUUAUACUCUGUUUUCGGACCCAUAUUUCGGCAACGCUAGCGACGCUUCAUGGGUUACUGAUUAUAUGGUAAAGGUAAAGGUUAAUCGAUUGCGUGGGAUUUUGCCAGCAAAAAGUGCUUUUUUAACACCAGAUGGAAGAAACAAAGUAUUGAAUUUGUUUGAGGUCGACCCACGAUCAGUCCUUCAUGAUACAGAAAAUGUGUCGGAAGUGGAAUUUCCAAGUUGCAACGUAGCUACAGUUAUAUGUGCGAAUGAAAAAGGUGAUGAAAUGGGACGCUAUGAAACUUCUCUGGAAAUACUCAAACAUGAGAGCGAUGUCUGUUCAUCGUAUUUCGAAAGAUGGUCAGGAGAGCAAAAGCAUGAAAUCCGAAUUACGGCGAAGCCGGAGAUACUUGAGAUAUUCUUAGAUUUUUGCUGCGACCACUGUUUACGUCCAAAAUUGAGCAUGCAAGAAUUAAUGGAAUUAUUAAUAUUUGCGGAUAAGCUGAUAUGCAAAAACUUCUUCAAUGCAAUCAAGAAAGAACUAUUCAAACCACCAUUUGAAAUGUCGAAAUUGCGAGACCUUUUUGCUUUGGCUCGUUAUCUGUCAUCUAUGGAGCUGUAUGAAAGUUUGAGUGAACUUUGCGCAGCAAUAUUUCCGAUACUUUUGGAAAAUGGAUUUGUUAAUGAACUAUCGCUCGAUGAAAUUGCAUAUAUUGAGGACGCUUUUCGUUCAUAUGCUUUGGAAAAUAUAAUUCGGACUGUGGAUGAUUUUGAAUCAAGAGUUACAAGACUGGUAGUUCCAGAGCAAGCUGUAAGAAAUAUCAUUAUGGAUGUAAUGGCAGUUGUGAAAGAACCGAUGGAUAUUAAGAAACUGAUUGAUCUGUGCAAGAACAUGAAGAAUUCGAUUCCGAAGAAACGACGCAAACAAGUCAGAUCAUCAGGAAAUGCUAUCCGUAUGGAAACGGACUUUGGACGGCAGAAAGAAUCCUUUACCAAUGAGAAAAAUGAUAACUCUACCAAUGAGGAAAAUGGUAAUGCCGCUAAUGAGAAAAAUGAUGAUGGUUGCGUUCAGAUACCAGAUGCUCUCGCCAAGGUUGCAUUUAAAACCGUAAACAUUGAGGAAAAACAUCGUCCACUAUCAUAUGUUGCGAUUUUAUUCAUUUUCUCUGUGGGAUUGUUUAUUUUUCUUUUUUUUAAAAUGUCAAUUGGUAGCAUCAGUUUCAGCGAAGCCCAUUUGUCAAAAUUUCCUGAAGAAAGAACACCAGAGCGAGACUGGGAUACUUCUAAAAUGCGUCCGUUUAUUUCUCUUUCGGAUACUAUCACUAAGGAAGAGGGAAAAACUAGUGAAAUAAAGCAAGAAGAGAAGAAAGAUCCUUGCAUUUUACCAAACAGCACAUCGGAAAAUCUUUGUGAAUCUCAGCGAAGAACUUCGAAUUCCUGGCAUCUGAAUGAAUCUGUGACUUGUGAAAAUUCAUUUGCACAAAUAAUGGAAGAUGAACAAGCUCGGCAGUUAGAAACGAUUCGACAAACGUGCUCUCGUCUUUCUGAUAUAAAUAUGGAAGAGCAAGCAAUGGCUGAGUUGACAGCGCAUUACGAGGGCGAAGCUACAAUGCAAGGUGUCUCGAUCACAGUUAGCACAGAACUUGAGGUUGAAGAAGUAAAUGAUCCACUUUGGGCUGCAAGAUAA